Molecule: messenger RNA, 1282 nt
Organism: Colossoma macropomum (tambaqui)
Lineage: Eukaryota; Metazoa; Chordata; Actinopteri; Characiformes; Serrasalmidae
Product: apolipoprotein L3-like
Exons: 4
Coding region: 205-1143 (312 amino acids)
Biological process (GO): lipid transport; lipoprotein metabolic process
Cellular component (GO): membrane; extracellular region
Molecular function (GO): lipid binding
Source: RefSeq, a predicted model, not a curated record
UUGCUUUCCAUUUCAACUACACUUCUUUUACAGCUCUUGCACCACCACAGCAGAGAUCCUCCUCCGUGCUUCAUGGUAGACGGUACAUUCUGACUCCUCUCCAAACAGAAGACGUCUCGACCCCUGAUUCCCAUCAUCACCACUGGAAAGAAAAUCAAAAGAACAGUUUCACUAAGAAUCACCUGCAGAAACAGCUCUUCCAAAAUGGCCUGUUCAAAUGAGUACAGGAGAAUUGACUGUGAAGGCGACUGUUACAGCAUCAACAGUACUGGCUCAAAUCGCAGCAUGGAUCAACCUGCCUCUACAGAACAAUGUGUCCCACCAGACAAAUCUCUCAUUGCAAAAAUACAGUUAUUCACCUCACUCUUUGACAGCAACGUGUCGGAUCUCAAGGCCCUAAUAAAAAAACUGACAGGAAUAACUGACAAUUUGGAGAAAACUCAUCGAAGCGCCACCAUUGGAAGCCUGUCUGGGGGAGUGAUUGGGGCAGCUGGAGGAAUCACCUCGAUUGUAGGAGUUAUUCUGGCUCCAUUUACUCUGGGUGCAUCACUGAUCGUGACAGGUGUAGGUAUUGGAGUUGCAGUUGCUGGUGGAAUAACAGGAGCUGCAUCCAACAUCACAGACAUGGUUCGACAGAGAACCUUACGAGGGGAAAUAGAAGAAAUUCUGAAAACAUUUCAGAGCAGAAUUUCUCCUAUUAUCGAAUGCCUGGAAGAUAUAAAGCUCCUGCUUGAAGAGAUCCAAAAAAUUGAGCUCAGUGAAUCAUCCGCACAGAAAAUGCAAAGCAUAUUUGGAGUAGCCAGAGGGGCAGGACAUGCAGCUGAACUCAUACGGCUGGUUAAUGUUGCUGAAAUUGGCAGAGUGGCAGCACAGGUAUCUAGAACUGUGAGAGCAGCUGCAGCAAUGACAGGAGUGAUCUCUGGGCUUUUUCUCCUGUUUGAUAUUGCCUUUAUUUUCAAAGACACCAGAGAACUCAUAGAAAUAGACAAAGAGCGAAAAGAUGGGAGCGAGAGAUCAGACGUAGUGAAGUUCAUUCAGGAAAUGAGAAAAACUGCUGAUCAUCUUAAACAAACACUGAAAGAACUUAAAAAGCAUAAAGAACGACUAAAUGCAGAGAUCACCGAUAAACUGAAAGCAACUUAACCUGCAUUGAAGACCAUUUAAUUGAAUUAUUAUUACAUAUACGUUUUUACAUUUACAGUGCUAUGAAAAAGUAUUUGCCCCUCACCAGAUUUCUUGCUAAUUUGUCACAUUUAAGUGUUUCAAAUCAUCCAAAUAAGAU